AUAUAAUACACCCGCCCAAGAAUGGUAUUGGAAGGAAAAAAUACAAGUGUAAGUUUAAGAAAUGGAAAUUGAAGCGGAUGAAUCAUUUAAGAAGGCUGGAGCUGUUCCAUUUAAAUGGGAAAUCCGACCCGGUGUACCCAGGCUCCAAUAUUCACAGCCAUCACCAUUGUCGGACGAGAUUCCAGAAACCCCACGUAAGCUAAGACCUCCACCAGCAGCUAGUUUCAGUUUCCAACCACCAAAUCCGGAGCCCCGGACCCGAUCUUUCCGGUCAGCUCCACGGGCACGCUCCGAAAGGCACUAUCUGCUGACCCGACCCUCUAUGGGAGUUGUUGCAUCAGAUGGUUGCUUUCCGUCUCCAUUGCUGAAGAAGAAGAAGAAGAAGACUGGACCCGAACCCGAAUCCGAAGCUGAUUAUAUGUCGGAUCUUGAGACGGUUUCUAGAUGGUCUGUGUCGACCCGAAAGUCUGUUUCUCCUUUUCGUGACUCACUUUCGUCUUCGUUUUCGUCACAUGAGUCGUCGCCUAGACGACCUGUGAGUGAUGCUGAUUGGCUUGGCUUUGCUCUCUUUUAGAACAUCACACUAUCUUUCUUUCAACACAAAAGUUUUUUUUGCUCUUUUGUGUCUAUAUUUCCUUAAUAAAUGUAGUACUUAGUAGUUUACUGUAUAAGGAUGAGGGACUUUUCUUUGAGUCGUGUAGUGGAGUCCACAGUGAAAUGGAAUCGGUUAUGAUUCAAUUGACGUGGAGAAUAAGUAGGGAGCGCGAGAAGUAGCUGUUUAUGCCUUCAAAUACAAAAUGAGGGUAGCAUAAUCCAGUGAAUCAAUCACUUCCUUUUGUUUUCA
Molecule: messenger RNA, 844 nt
Organism: Lycium ferocissimum
Lineage: Eukaryota; Viridiplantae; Streptophyta; Magnoliopsida; Solanales; Solanaceae
Exons: 1
Coding region: 62-574 (170 amino acids)
Source: RefSeq, a predicted model, not a curated record